Molecule: messenger RNA, 2051 nt
Organism: Sinocyclocheilus anshuiensis
Lineage: Eukaryota; Metazoa; Chordata; Actinopteri; Cypriniformes; Cyprinidae
Exons: 2
Coding region: 38-1177 (379 amino acids)
Source: RefSeq, a predicted model, not a curated record
UGAUCUACAAGGCGUUUCCAUUGUUAUUAAAAAAGAGAUGGUAGCAGAAUCAAUCAUGGAGGAUACCACUACAGAGGAGAGUACUAUUGUCAUUAAAAUGGAGUGCACAGAUGACCAACCCCAGACAGAAGAAACACAGGUGGAACUGGAAAGACUGAAGACUCUUCUUGCUCAAAAAGAAAAAGAAAAUGACUUGCUAAGAGAGAAAAUACAAGCUCAUCAGGCUCUUUACCCACUAACACCAGAGACUGUAAAUAACAGCAGUGUCCCUAACUACUUCAAAUACUGCACUGGGUUCACUUACGAUGAAUUUAACGAACUGUGCCGAUUUUUCGCCCUUCCAGAUAAUGAAACAGUCCCACAAACACACAUCCCCUUGACAUGUGAUAAACUGAACAGGCACAUCCGCCACAUGCCUUUACGUCAACAAUUUCUACUUGUACUUAUGAAACUAAGACAAAACUUCGACCUGGAAGAGCUAGCUUUCAAAUUUCAAACUGAUAUGCAAAGUGUUAGGACUUUAUUCAGUUCAUGGAUUGACUUCAUGUAUGACAGGCUAUGUAAUCUGUCUGUUUGGCCACACAGGGACAUCAUUGCAGAAAACAUGCCCGACAACUACAAAGCAGAGUUUCCAACAACUUUUGCCAUUCUUAAUUGCACAGAGAUAAAGAUAGAGAAACCUAGCUCACUGUCAGCACAAAGUCAGACUUGUUCUAACCGUAAGUCUACUAACACACUCAAGUCUCUGAUAGCCUGUGAUCCUCAUGGCUCCAUCAUGUUUGCAUCUACGCUAUACACAGGAUCAAUUUCUGACCAAGAGCUGUUUAGACGGUGCGAAAUCAAAGAUUUACUGAAAGGUCUGCUUCAGUGUGGCCACCUUAAGAGAGGUGAUGGGCUGAUGGUGGAUAAGGGAUUUCUCAUUGAGAAAGAUGUGAAGGAGCUUGGCCUUCAACUAAACAUUCCUCCGUUUGCAAAUCUUCACAUGCCAGUCCCAGAUGUUCAGAUAGCAAAAAAAAUAGCCAAACACAAAGUGCAUGUAGAUAGAGCAAUAGCCAACGUCAAAAAAUUUAAGAUAGUGUCUGGUAGAAUCCCUAAUUACAUUUUAGAAAAUAUAAAUCAGAUAUGGUUUGUGGUGUGUAUGUUGUCUAAUUUCCAGCGACACAGCAUUCAGGCAUAAGUUGCUGAAGAACCCACAUAGGGACAGCAAAGUGCUGCAGUUAAUUCAUGGCCAUGAUUUCUCUCUGCCUGUCACGCAAGUUAUUAUAAUAAAUUUGCAUUUUGUAUCCCAUUUUUAACCUUUCAGAUUCUUGUUAGUGUGAAUGUUUUUCUUUUGUAAUGAUAAUAAUCCAGUCUUAAUCUGUAUCACUGUUUUACCUGGUAGCUCAAACCACUUGCAAGAGGGUACUUUUCCUGACCUACUGCAUCUAUUGGUGGCCUGUUUGCUAUGUAGCUCACAGGUGUCCCUGUCCAAAUCCUCAUUUGCCACUUUAGACAAAGCUCUGCAAUAUACAAAAUUCACAUCUACUUGUCAUACAAAUUUAGAUUACUUGUACUCCAACACCACAGUAAGUUGCACGGUUUAUCAUAUUUGGUAUUUCUAUCAUUAUUUAUAAAUCAUGAAAACAGCUCACCUACCAUUGCUGUAGUGACAGAAGUUGGAUAUGUUUUCGGUUUGGAAGUUCACCCCCACCACAACAGCUGUUACGGGCAGCGGUUUAAGUUUUCUGCCUCUUGGAUUAGGCUUGUGGAGGACUGGGCUGAGAAACUGCACAUUUUUGGGGCUUUACAGAGGUCCAGGGUAUAGAUAAGACCAACGACAUGGGCGUAGAAACUUGUGGAGCUAACCAGAUGUUGUUACAGCACACUAUAGGCUAAUAAUGUUAUGGUAAUUAGCUAACGCCAGCUAGGAUGACUUACUGAAUGUGACGUUAUAGAUGCAUACUGCUUUUGCGUUUUAAUGAUUCUAAUUAGGGUUGGGUAUCAUUUGGGUUUUUUACAAUACCGGUGCCAAAUUGAUACUUUUAAAAUGGUACUGGUGCCUGAACCAAUAC